This is a messenger RNA of Pteronotus mesoamericanus, 1536 nucleotides long. RefSeq names its product dipeptidase 3-like. The record is from RefSeq and is a predicted model, not a curated record. Gene Ontology annotation, molecular function: metallodipeptidase activity. Gene Ontology annotation, biological process: proteolysis. NCBI's taxonomy places the organism in Eukaryota, Metazoa, Chordata, Mammalia, Chiroptera, Mormoopidae. The coding region runs from base 85 to 1536 and encodes 483 amino acids. The transcript is spliced from 10 exons.
CACGAGGCCGCGCCACUGAGUUGGCUAAAACGACGGUCGGGACCCCGUCGUCGCCAUCUGCCCGCCUGCCAGGACCGCUGCAGCAUGCGGCCCGCGGUCUUCGAGUGUCUCCGCGUGCUUAGCCCGCAGCCUCUGCUGCGUCUGCUGUUCUUGCUGUCGCUGCUGCCACAGCCAGUAGCCCGUGCCCAGACAAAGUGGGGUGCACCCAGCUCGCCAGCAGAGCUGGGAACCACCAGCGACACGACCACGCCCGGCAUCCCUAGUGCCCCAACCCCGCCAGAAACCCUCAAAGCCCGGAGACUGCAGGAGCACGCGCGGGCCUUGAUGCGGGACUUCCCGCUAGUGGAUGGCCACAACCAUCUACCCCUGCUCCUGAGAGAGCUUUUUCAGAACAGACUACAAGAUGUUAACCUACGCAACUUCAGUUUCGGCCAGACCAGCCUGGACAAGCUUAGGGAUGGCCUCGUGGGUGCCCAGUUCUGGUCAGCCUACGCCCCUUGCCAGACCCAGGACCAGGAUGCCGUGCGCCUCACGCUGGAGCAGAUUGAUCUCAUUCGUCGUAUGUGUGCUUCCUACACUGAACUGGAGCUCGUGACCUCAGCCGAAGAUCUGAACAGCACUCAAAAGCUGGCCUGCCUCAUUGGCGUCGAAGGUGGUCACUCACUGGACAGCAGCCUCUCUGUAUUGCGUAGUUUUUAUCUGCUGGGAGUGCGCUACCUGACGCUCACCUUCACCUGCAGCACACCCUGGGCAGAGAGUUCCACAAAGUUUCAAUACCACUUCUACGCCAACGUCAGCGGGUUGACAAACUUUGGUGAGAAGGUGGUAGGGGAAAUGAACCGCCUGGGCAUGAUGGUGGACUUGUCCCAUGCAUCGGACACCUUGGUGCAACAAGUGCUGAAGGUAUCAAGGGCUCCUGUGAUCUUCUCCCACUCAGCUGCCAGAGCUGUGUGUGACAAUGUGCUGAAUGUUCCUGAUGACAUCCUGCAACUUCUGAAGAAGAAUGGUGGCAUCGUGAUGGUGACGCUGUCCAUGGGGGUUUUACAGUGCAACCUUUUUGCUAACGUGUCCACUGUGGCAGAUCACUUUGACCACAUCAGAGCAGUCAUUGGAUCUGAAUUCAUUGGGAUUGGUGGAAAUUAUGAUGGGUCUGGCCGGUUUCCUCAGGAGCUGGAGAAUGUGUCUACAUACCCAGUUCUGAUAGAAGAGUUGCUGAGGCGGGGCUGGAGUGAGGAAGAGCUUCAGGGUGUCCUUCGUGGAAAUCUGCUGCGGGUCUUCAGACAGGUGGAACAGGUGAGAGAUGAAAGCAGUGGGCAGAGCCCUGCAGAGGAUGAGUUUCCGGACAGGCAGGUGGGCAGGUCCUGCCACUCCCAUCUCCUGUCUCAGUCUCAGCGUGAGCACCCGGCCACACACCCAGAGGUGUCCAAGAGACCAACCAGUCAUAUUCUCCAGAGACCCUCAAAAGCCCCCCCACACUCUGUUCUAGGUUUCGUGGUUACUGCCACCUUCUCAAUCUUCAUCCUGGGGCUCUGGUGA